Messenger RNA from Oncorhynchus keta (chum salmon), 1450 nucleotides. Its product is annotated as C4b-binding protein alpha chain-like. Bases 50 to 1432 code for a protein of 460 amino acids. The record is from RefSeq and is a predicted model, not a curated record. Lineage: Eukaryota; Metazoa; Chordata; Actinopteri; Salmoniformes; Salmonidae. The transcript is spliced from 11 exons.
AAAAGACGUCAUACAGCCCUCUAACGUCUGUUGGUCCUUGACGAUAUGGAUGGUCCAGCUGGCCUUGACUGUUCUCACUGUUCAAGCUAAAAACUGUACCAAACCCAUAGGAGGGCCAAACAUGGUUUUGUCAGAUGCCUUCAUCACGCAAGAGACAUUUGUAGAUGGCGCAAAUGUCACUUUUCAGUGUGCAGUUGGAUAUGCCAGUACAGGACGGUCUCCGCCAGUCACCUGUACUGCCGGCGUGUGGAGUGAAGUGAAACUGAAAUGCGAAAGGAAGUCGUGUGGCAGCCCAGGAGAAGUGACGAACGGCCAGUUUAAUACCUCUCAGGGGGUCUUGUUUGGAGACCAGGUAGUUGCUACCUGUAAUACUGGCUAUGUGCUUGUGGGCAGCGGUGUAAGGAACUGUAUGGAUGGAGGCUGGGAUGGCAGAGUUCCUGUAUGUGAAGUGGUGAAGUGUGGAAAGCCCCCAAACAUUGUCAACGGUUGGCCUGUUGUCCCACCUGAUGAUACGUAUGACUAUGGAAAUGUCGUGCCAUAUGCCUGUGAGAAGAAUUACACUCUGGUUGGAGCUAAAUCCAUAACCUGCAGUGAGAAUGGAGAAUUCCAGCCAGCUCCACCUGAGUGUAAAAUGGUGUCAUGUCCUAAUCCUGUUGUUGAGAAUGGUGUUCGGAUUGACGGCCGUCCCCCCUAUACGUACAUGUCUUUUGUGACGUAUAGGUGUAAUGCUGGAUAUGAGAUGGAGGGACAAGCCAGUCUGACCUGUGAAAUAGAAGGCUGGUCAGCUCCUUACCCAACAUGCAAAGCUAAAAACUGUACCAAACCCAUAGGAGGGGAAAACAUGGUUUUGUCAGAUGCCUUCAUCACGCAAGAGACAUUUGUAGAUGGCGCAAAUGUCACUUUUCAGUGUGCAAUUGGAUAUGCCAGUACAGGAUGCUCUCCGACAGUCACCUGUACUGCCGGCGUGUGGAGUGAAGUGAAACUGAAAUGCAAAAGGAAGUCGUGUGGCAGCCCAGGAGAAGUGACGAACGGCCAGUUUAAUACCUCUCAGGGGGUCUUGUUUGGAGACCAGGUAGUUGCUACCUGUAAUACUGGCUAUGUGCUUGUGGGCAGCGGUGUAAGGACCUGUAUGGAUGGAGGCUGGGAUGGCAGAGUUCCUGUAUGUGAAGUGGUGAAGUGUGGAAAGCCCCCAAACAUUGUCAACGGUGGGCCUGUUGUCCCACCUGAUGAUACGUAUGACUAUGGAAGUGUCGUGCCAUAUGCCUGUGAGAAGAAUUACACUCUGGUUGGAGCUAAAUCCAUAACCUGCAGUGAGAAUGGAGAAUUCCAGCCAGCUCCACCUGAGUGUAAAAUGGUGUCAUGUCCUAAUCCUGUUGUUGAGAAUGGUGUUCGGAUUGACGGCCGUCCCCCUAUACGUACAUGUCUUUGGUGACGUAUAGGUGUAAUGCUG